Molecule: messenger RNA, 2320 nt
Organism: Vigna radiata var. radiata (mung bean)
Lineage: Eukaryota; Viridiplantae; Streptophyta; Magnoliopsida; Fabales; Fabaceae
Product: BTB/POZ domain-containing protein At1g03010
Exons: 4
Coding region: 206-2092 (628 amino acids)
Molecular function (GO): protein binding
Source: RefSeq, a predicted model, not a curated record
CAUCCCUUAGGCCUGCAUGGCUUCAUGUGACUUACACUUCACUUCAACUUUCUGCUCACACAAGAUGAAAUUAAGAGCCUCAUCAAGUGGUCCUGACUCAACAAAGACUCUGUCCAAGCACACACUUUCAUUUCCUUUCUUUCGAUUCAUCUGAUAUGCUCUUGUAGACUUUUACGUCCACAUCACUGUUUGAAGAGUAUCCCUCAUGGGAGUGGUAACUGUUGCCGAAUUGAAGCCUAGCAUUUCAGGAAAAAGGACCUUUCGUCCAAGCUCAAGCAUAAGACAUGCCACCGAAUGGCCAAUAUCUGACGUUUCUAGUGAUCUCACAAUCGAAGUAGGAGCAUCAGCCUUCGCACUUCACAAGUUUCCUCUUGUUUCUCGGAGUGGAAGAAUUCGGAAGCUGCUGUUAGAAGCAAAAGAUUUGAAAGUUUUACGCAUAAGUCUCCCAAAUGUGCCAGGUGGAGCAGAGGCAUUUGAGCUAGCUGCCAAAUUUUGCUAUGGGAUCAAUGUUGAGUUCACUCUCUCAAAUAUUGCCUUGCUACGGUGCACGGCUCAUUUUCUUGAAAUGACAGAAGAAUUUUCUGAGAAAAACUUAGAAUCCAGAGUUGAAGCAUACCUUAGGGACACAGUGCUACCUAACAUAUCAAGCACAGUGUAUGUUCUUCACAGUUGUGAGGCCCUCCUUCCAAUGUCAGAGGAAAUAAACCUAGUCAACAAGCUAAUCAAUGCAAUUGCAAACAACGCGUGCAAAGAGCAGCUUACAUCUGGUUUACUAAAACUCGAUCACAAUUUCCCUUCUAAAACCACACCAACCAUGGAGCCAGAAACACCCGCAGAUUGGUGGGGGAAGUCUUUCAAUGUUCUUAGUCUUGAGUUCUUCCAACGAGUUGUAUCUGUUGUGAAGUCAAAGGGACUGAAACAAGACAUGAUCAGCAAGAUAUUGAUGAACUAUGCACAUGGUUCACUUCAGGGGAUUGGUGUUAGAGAUCCCCAAGUGGUGAAAGGAAGUCUUCAUGACAUGGAAUUGCAAAAGAAACAAAGGGUCGUUGUUGAAACCAUAGUUGGCUUACUCCCAACUCACUCAAGGAAAAGCCCUGUUCCAAUGGGAUUCCUCUCAAGUUUGUUGAAAGCUGCAAUAGCAGCACCUGCAUCAACUCAUUGCAAAUCUGAUUUGGAGAGGCGAAUUAGUCUUCAACUAGACCAGGCAAUUCUCGAAGACAUCUUAAUCCCAACAAACUCACCUCAAAACACCCACAAUACUAUGUAUGACACUGACUCAAUUCUGAGGAUCUUUUCUUUUUAUCUAAACAUGGACCAAGAGGAUGGAGAAGACAGUGAUAACUACAUUGAUGAAAGCCAAAUGGUGUAUGAUUACGACAGCCCUGGAUCUCCAAAACAAAGCUCAAUUAUAAAGGUAUCGAAAUUGCUGGACAGUUAUCUCGCUGAAGUAGCUCUAGACUCAAACUUGUCGCCCUCAAAAUUCACAGCACUUGCAGAACUACUUCCAGAUCAUGCACGUGUUGCAAGUGAUGGACUCUAUAGAGCAGUUGACAUCUUCCUCAAGGUUCAUCCAAACAUGAAGGACUCAGAGCGAUAUCGGUUAUGCAAAACCAUUGAUUGUCAGAAACUGUCUCAAGAAGCAUGCAGCCAUGCAGCACAGAAUGAAAGGCUACCGGUGCAGAUGGUGGUUCAAGUGCUUUACUUCGAGCAAAUGAGGCUUCGCAAUGCCAUGAAUGGAGGGCACAACCAAUUCUUCUUCGGUCAGUUUCCUCACCGUUCAGGAAGCGGUGCAGGGAGUGGAGCCAUUUCCCCGAGAGAUAACUAUGCAUCAGUGAGAAGAGAGAACAGAGAACUGAAGCUUGAAGUAGCAAGAAUGAGAAUGAGGCUCACUGACUUGGAAAAAGACCACGUGUCCAUGAAGCAGGAGCUUGUUAAGUCUCACCCUGCCAACAAGUUGUUCAAAUCAUUCACCAGAAAGCUGAGUAAGCUCAAUGCUCUGUUCAGGAUAAAUAGCAUUAAGCCAAUUGGUGGCAAGGCUUGUUCAGAAAGUCGCUUCCCUUUUCCAAAGCGAAGACGCCACUCUGUUUCAUAACUUUAUUCAAACACGUAAUAUAUCAUAUAUGCCAUAAUUCAUGUACAGUAUGCGUAAAAACAUUCUAGUAAUGCGUAAUGCAUCGCGUGCUUCUGUCUAUUUUCCAGUCAACAGUUUUUUCGGUUAUGUUGCUGACUAUCAACUGUGUUCAGUACUUUCAUUACACUUCUGAGAAACUCAAUAUCAGAAUUUUAGUAUAAAAAGGCUUUCCCAGAAAAGAAAUGUUUC